Messenger RNA from Pestalotiopsis fici W106-1, 1620 nucleotides. RefSeq lists its product as uncharacterized. The record is from RefSeq and is a predicted model, not a curated record. The transcript is spliced from 2 exons. Gene Ontology annotation, molecular function: flavin adenine dinucleotide binding; NADP binding; N,N-dimethylaniline monooxygenase activity. The coding region runs from base 1 to 1620 and encodes 539 amino acids. NCBI's taxonomy places the organism in Eukaryota, Fungi, Ascomycota, Sordariomycetes, Amphisphaeriales, Sporocadaceae.
AUGCAGUCCCCCAACUCAAACUCUUAUGAUGUCAUCAUCGUUGGCGCUGGGUUUGGUGGCUGUUACCAACUGAAGCACUUUCGCGAUGAGGGAUACAAAGUCAAACUCCUCGAGGCCGGCACUGGGUACGGUGGAGUCUGGCACUGGAACGCGUAUCCAGGCGCUCGUGUAGACACCACCAUUCCUCAUUACGAGUUCAGUGACCCCAAGCUCUGGGAGGAGUGGUCGUGGAAGCAGCGAUUUCCCGACCACACUGAGCUUCGGGCAUAUUUUGACUUUGUGGCCGACAAGUGGGAUCUUCGCAAAGAUACCCAGUUCAACUCUUUUGUUGAGUCUGCAACUUGGAAUGACGGCGAUGCCACUUGGACGGUCAAAACUCGAGAAGGGGACAUUUUUCAAUCCAAGCACAUGUCCUUGAAUACCGGAUUUGCAGCAAAACGGUACAUUCCUGAUUGGAAAGGAACCGGGUCCUUCAAGGGAAUAUAUAUUCAUCCCUCAUACUGGCCGCACGCCGGUCUCGGCACUGAUCUUCACGGCAAGAAGAUAGCCGUCAUAGGCACGGGCUCCACGGGCGUGCAGCUGGCGACAGAAUUAGCUGCCAUCGCCGGGCACUUGACCGUCUUCCAAAGGACGAUCAAUACAUGCAUGCCCAUGGGGCAAGUUGAUUUUGAGAAUGGCGACCAAGUCUUCCCGCGGGAGGACUACCCUGAAUUCUUCAAACAUCGUGCUUCUAGCUUUGGCGGGUUCAAUUUCGACUUUCUGGGCCGUGGUACUUUUGAUGAUGAUGCCGAAAAGCGCCGACAGACCUAUGAGAAAUUAUGGGCGGAAGGUGACUUUAAGUUUUGGUUGGCCACCUACUACGAUAUGUUGUUUAGUAAAGAUGCCAAUAGGGAAGCGUACAACUUUUGGCGCGACAAGACCAGGGCGAGGAUCAAUGAUGAGCGUGUGAAGAACCUCCUCGCUCCCAUGGAACAACCCUACUCAUUCGGGUGCAAGCGCAUUUCGCUAGAGGAUGGCUAUUUUGAAAUAUUCAACCAGCCGAAUGUCAGCUUGGUGGAUGUCAACGCGACGCCCAUUCAAGAAGUGACCGAAAACGGCAUCAAGACUUCGGACGACAAGGAGCAUGAAUUCGACAUCAUUAUCUGCGCUACUGGAUAUGAUGCAUGCACUGGUGGCCUGCGCCAAAUGGACAUUCGUGGAGUGGAUGGCCGUACACUCCGCGAUCACUGGAGUACAGGUGCCUACACCUAUCUAGGCAUGACAGUGUCCGGGUUCCCCAACAUGUACAUGACAUACGCGCCCCAAGGACCUACGGCGCUCUGCAACGGGCCGACUUGCGCGGAGCUCCAGGGACAAUGGAUCAUUGACGCCGUCAAAUACAUGAGGGAGAAGGGGCUGGAGAAGAUGGUGGCCAACGCCAAGAGCGAGCGGGAAUGGAGGGACAAUGUGAUCAAGAUUGCAAACGCAAGUCUGCUUCCUUCUACAAAGUCUUGGUAUAUGGGCGACAACAUCCCAGGAAAACCGAGGGAGCCAUUGAUCUAUCUGGGAGGUGUGUCCAACUAUUACAAGACUGUCAAUGAAGUCGCAGCUGGGGGAUACAGAGGGUACAGCUUUGAAUAA